AUGGCCCAGGAAAUUGAGAAGAUUUUUGGGGUGUUGCAAACUGCUGAAGGUGCCAAGGUUGGCAUGGCUACUUAUAUGUUGAUUGGGGAUGCUGAAUAUUGGUGGAGAGGCGUCAGGGGAAUGAUGGAAGCCAACAACGAAGAAAUCAACUGGAAUUCUUUCCGGACUGCAUUCCUCGAGAAGUAUUUUCCUGACAGUGCUCGUGAUGAGCUUGAAUCACAGUUUUUGAAUCUUAAACAAGGGAGCAUGACCCGCUUUGUGAGGGGACUGAGAGCCGAUAUUGAGGAUUCCGUGAGGCCGUUGGGAAUCACGCGUUUUCAGUCGCUUGUUGAGAAGGCUACAGAAGUCGAAUUGAUGAAGAAUAGGAGGUUGAACCGUGCUGGAGUUGGGGGACCAGUGAGAUCGGGUUCUCAGAAUUACCAAGGAAAAGGGAGAUUUCAGCACAAGAAACCAUAUCAACGUCCUGCUGGGCGAGGGUUUGCCUCAGGAUCUUACAAACCUAUGACUGGUACUGCUGGAGGUUCUGGAGAUCAGGCUGCGAACAGGAAUGUAAAUUGUUUCAAGUGCGGAAAGCUGGGGCACUAUGCUAAUGCGUGCAUAGACACGAGGCCUAAGUGCUUUAACUGUGACAAGUUUGGGCACACUGCCAGUCAGUGUAGGGCACCCAAGACUGAACCGUCUGUCAACACUGCUAGAGGAAAGCGCCCUGCCGCCAAAGCAAGAGUUUACACCAUGGAUGGUGAAGAGGCUGAAGGAGUUGAUGUUCUGAUCAGGGGGAAUUGCGAGAUUGACGAGGGUAGAGGGAAUCCGAAUGUGAAUGACAUUCCAACUGUAAGAGACUUCACCGACGUAUUUCCUGAUGAUGUACCUGGAUUGCCGCCUAUCCGCGACAUCGAGUUUGCUAUUGACAUUGUACCAGGAACAGGGCCAAUUUCGAUUGCACCAUAUCGUAUGGCACCUGCAGAGUUAGUGGAAUUAAAGUCUCAGAUCGAAGAUCUUCUGUCUAAAGGAUUUAUCCGUCCAAGUGUUUCGCCUUGGGGAGCGCCAGUUCUAUUGCGAUUUGUCGUAGUGUUUAUCGACGAUAUUCUGAUUUAUUCAAAGGAUGCUAAGGACCAUGAGGAGCACCUGCGCCAAGUUCUGCAAGUGUUGAGAGAGAAGAAGCUGUAUGCUAACCCUUCCAAGUGUGAAUUUUGGCUUGAAGAAGUGAAAUUUUUAGGCCAUGUGAUCUCUAAGGAAGGUAUAGCUGUGGAUCCAGCAAAGGUAGAGACAGUAUUGGCUUGGGAACAGCCAAAGACUGUGACGGAAGUCAGAAGUUUUGUUGGUUUGGCGGGAUACUAUCGUCGUUUCAUCGAGAACUUUGCCAAGAUUGUUGGACCUUUGACUCAACUUACGAGGAAGGAGCAACCUUUUGCAUGGACCGAAGCUUGUGAAAUGAGUUUCCAGACGAUGAAGGAACGUUUGACGACGUCACCUGUGUUAGUUCUGCCACAACCAGAGGAACCGUAUGAGGUUUAUUGUGAUGCUUCGUAUCAAGGGUUGGGAUGUGUGUUGAUGCAGCAUGGGAAAGUUGUAGCUUAUGCUUCACGACAACUGAAGACUCACGAGAAGAACUAUCCGACCCAUGACCUGGAAUUAGCUGCGAUUGUAUUUGCGCUGAAGAUUUGGAGGCAUUACUUAUAUGGGUGCACUUUCACUAUAUUCAGUGAUCAUAAGAGUUUGAAGUAUCUGUUUGACCAGAAGGAGCUGAAUAUGAGACAACGAAGAUGGAUGGAAUUCAUCAAGGAUUAUGAAUUUACUCUGCAAUAUCAUCCUGGAAAGGCUAAUGUUGUUGCUGACGCCCUGAGAAAAUAUAUUGCGGAUCCGACACACGUUAUCGAGCUUGAUGACAUCGAGUUAAGGGAUGACUUGUCGUUCGAGACGCUGCCAAUUAGCAUUGGUGACACAAGGAUAAAAAAGUUGAGGGGAAAGGAGAUUGUGUUGGUAAAAGUCAUAUGGAACAAGGACACUGGCGAUGCGACAUGGGAGCUGAAGGAAAAGGUUAAGGAACAAUAUCCGGAACUUUUCACUGAACCUUAA
Molecule: messenger RNA, 2076 nt
Organism: Lotus japonicus
Lineage: Eukaryota; Viridiplantae; Streptophyta; Magnoliopsida; Fabales; Fabaceae
Exons: 6
Coding region: 1-2076 (691 amino acids)
Molecular function (GO): zinc ion binding; nucleic acid binding
Source: RefSeq, a predicted model, not a curated record